Molecule: messenger RNA, 1602 nt
Organism: Daphnia magna
Lineage: Eukaryota; Metazoa; Arthropoda; Branchiopoda; Diplostraca; Daphniidae
Exons: 1
Coding region: 1-1602 (533 amino acids)
Biological process (GO): DNA integration
Molecular function (GO): nucleic acid binding
Source: RefSeq, a predicted model, not a curated record
AUGCUGUGUAGCAAGACGAGAAUAGCGCCGGACCCCAAGAAAUCCGUCUCGAUCCCGAGGCUGGAACUUCUGAGCGGGCUUCUGGCAGCGAGACUCGGAAGCUACGUCGAGAAAGCGACGGAGAAAAAGAUCAAGAGGAAAUUACUGUGGACCGAUUCAGCAAUAGCUUUCUGGUGGAUGAAAGGCGAGGCUGGUCGGUGGAAGCAGUUCGUUCACAAUAGAGUGACGGAGAUAUGGCAGACAGUGGAGACUGAGGAAAUCAGGCAUUGCUCAUGGUUACAGAACCCAGCGGACGUAGCAUCCAGAGGAGCUACGGCUGCGCAGCUUAACGCACAGAAGAGUUGGUGGACUGGCCCAUCUUGGAUGGGAAAGAGGGAGGAGUGGCCCCAGUCGCCAAGCUCAGCGACCGAGCUCCAGUUGCAAGAAGUCUCGGUCGAAGAAAAAGCAGAAGAGGUAACGCAAUGUACGGUAUCAACCGAAGCAAAAUGGUAUGAAAGAUUCAGCUCCAUGCGAACCAUGGUAAGAGUCUUGGCCACGAUGCAAAGAGCGAUAAAGAAGUUCAAGGGCAAAGAAAAUCCGGAAAGCCCGGUGGCAACGGUCAGACACCGGGGGAGAAAAUUGAAGUUCCCCGUGUGGACCACUGACGAAACUCGAGAGGCAACGCUCGAGCUUUACAGAGAAGCCCAGGCGACUCACUACGGAGCAGUGGUGAAGAGCUUUAGAGCUGGGCAAACAGAGGUCCCACAUGAGUUGAAGAAACUCGGCCUAAUGUGGGACAAAAAAAACCGACUAAUCAAGUGUCGAGGCCGGCAUCUGAAUUGGAUGGAAUACAAUAAAAAAGCAACCCUCAUUCUGCUACCGGCCGAGCACCUCAUUACCAGAAGGGUGAUCGAACAGACACAUCUUCGGUUGAAACAUACCGGAGUGAAGACCAUGAAGGGGACACUCAGAACGGAUUUCUGGAUUCCGAAGAUGCGUCAAGCCCUCAAGAAAGAGACGAGUAAGUGCACGAGAUGCCAGAGAAAAUUUGAUGAAAUACCGGCGCCUCUACCGUUGGAUCGCCUGCAAAUGUCCAAUCCUUUCACGAUAAUGGGAGUGGAUUUCGCAGGCCCAUUCCCAGUAGAAUCACCGGCGACUAGCGGUCACAAAACGAAGCUAUUCGUGUGUCUCUUCACAUGUGUCGUAACGAGAGCAGUCCAUCUCGAAGUUACGACCGACCAGGAGAUCUCCACGUUUAUCUUCGCGCUAAGACGAUUCUUCGCGCGGAGAGAGUACCCCAGGGCGCUCUACUCCGAUAACGCGAGAACGUUAACGUUGGCCGCUAAGUACCUGAGAGCAGCGUACAGAGACAGCAGGGUGUUUAACACGCUGGUUGACCUCAACAUAAAAUGGAGAUUUUCCCCGAGUCUAGCCCCUUGGUGGGGCGGAUUCUGGGAGAGAAUGGUGCAGACCGUUAAACGGCUGCUGUAUAAAACGUACGGGAGCGAUUGUAUGGAAUACGAUCUAUUCCAGACGGUGUUGACGAAGAUAGAGGACAUGAUCAACACGAGACCGUUGACUUACGUGGCAGAAGAUGAUAUGGAGCCGCUAACACCCAAGUAA